Messenger RNA from Hansenula ciferrii, 1479 nucleotides. RefSeq names its product Dihydropyrimidinase-related protein 1. The transcript has a single exon. The record is from RefSeq and is a predicted model, not a curated record. NCBI's taxonomy places the organism in Eukaryota, Fungi, Ascomycota, Saccharomycetes, Phaffomycetales, Wickerhamomycetaceae. Gene Ontology annotation, molecular function: hydrolase activity, acting on carbon-nitrogen (but not peptide) bonds. The coding region runs from base 1 to 1479 and encodes 492 amino acids. Gene Ontology annotation, cellular component: cytoplasm.
AUGCUCUACGACACUGUGAUUCAUAAUGGUCUGAUUGUUACAAGUUCUGAAAUAUUACCUACUUCAACGUAUAUUGGUAUUAAAGAUGGGAAAAUAUCCAAGAUUUCCAAUACUCCAUUAGAUGGUGAUAAAGUUAUAAAUUGUAAUGGUGCUCAUGUUACACCAGGUGGUAUUGAUCCUCAUGUUCAUUUAGAAGAACCAAAAUCUAUAUAUUCAGACACUUUCCAACAUGCUACAAAAAUUGCAAUUAGAGGUGGUACAACAACUGUUAUAUCAUUUUCUUUACAAAAUGAUCAAGAUAAUGAAGAAAAUUCAUCAAUUAUUCAAGAUACAUUUGAAUACUUGGAAAACGCUAGGGGAAAUUGUUAUUGUGAUUAUGGAUUUCAUUUAAUUGUUAGAAAUCCAACAACUCCAUUGAUUAAAUCAUUACCAAAAUUAGUUGAAUUAGGAUUAACUUCAUGUAAAGUUUAUACAACUUAUGAUUCCAUGAAACUUACAGAUCAUCAAAUAUUAACCAUAAUGCUUGAAUCAAGGAAAUUGGGUAUUACACAAAUGAUUCAUGCUGAAAAUUCUGAUAUUAUACAAUUUUUGAAUGAGAAAUUAGAAUCUAAAAACUUAUUAGACCCUUAUUAUCAUGCAGUUUCAAGACCUAAUGAAGCAGAAGAUGAAGCAACGUAUAGAGUAAUCCAAUUAUCCAAGAUUAUAAACAUCCCACUUUUGAUUGUUCAUAUGUCCUCCAAAAUUGCUUUAGAUCAUGUUCAAAAUGCUCAAAAUGAAUCAUUACCAAUAUUUGCAGAAACUUGUCCACAAUAUUUAUUUCUAACGAAUAAUUUAAUGAAAACUUGUCAUAAUCAUAGUCAUCACCACCAAAUAAAGGAUUCAUUCCAAGGUGCAAAAUAUAUAUGUUCACCACCAUUAAGAGAUACACAACAAGAUUUAGAAUCUGUUUGGAAAUCUUUAAUAAAUGGUACCAUAACAAUAUUUGCUAGUGAUCAUGCACCAUCGAAUUAUGAUGAUCUCAAGGGGAAAAAACUUGGAUUAGGUGAUUAUAAAAAAAUCCCUAAUGGUCUUUCAGGUGUUGAAACUAGAUUACCAUUACUUUGGAGUCAUGGUGUUUCCAACCAAAGAAUAUCACCAAUAAAAUUCGUUCAAUUAACAAGUACAAAUGUUGCGAAACUUUAUGGGUUAGAUGGUAUUAAAGGUGAUGUUAAAGUUGGAUAUGAUGCUGAUUUAGUUAUAUGGCAUAAUGAAGAUGAAUUGAAUUAUGAAUUAAAGAAUGAAGAUUUAGGUCAUGAGUUUGAUUAUACUGCUUUUGAAGGGAUAAAGAUCAAAAAUUGGCCUAAAAUAACAAUAAUUAGAGGUGAAGUUGUUUAUAAAAAUGAUGAAAUUUUGGUUGAGAAAGGGUAUGGAAAUUUUUUGAAAAGAGGGAAAAGUAAUAUGACUGGUGAAUUGAGAGAAUUAAACCCAAUCUUAAGUUGA